ACAGUCAUUCUACUAUACUUCACGCCCCACCCCACCUCCACCCCCCUCCCCAUACCCCACUACGUUGCGAUCGCGAUUGCUGUCGCUCGUCGAGAUCCUGGAAACUUAGAGUAAAGAUCGGACGUCACUGGUCUCCUCCAGGUGCCCUACGAUAUACCUGAAACCACCCCCCAAUCCACACCCCCCGCCAAGAACACGAUGAACGCGAAUGAUCCCCCGAGUCCGCAGAGCCCUCCAACCAUCCGAGGUCAUGAGAGCGGCAAUCUAUCCAUCUCGAUGAACAACGGCAAUGCCAACAUUCCGCGCUCCGCCCUCUCUCCCGUCUCCGUCGCCGGCAGCGACUGGUCCGGAAUCAAAAACUACAACUCUCCCGAGAACGAUCUGAUGUUUGGCGGGCCCCCGAGCAGUAACCCGAUGAGCGGCCGCCACAACGUCUCGCCGCCCGCCUCGAUCGCCCGGAGCUCCGACGGCACCGGCCUGUACGCCUCGAGCGAGGGCUCCGUCACGCUCAAGAACAUCGCGCUCGAGGAGCAGGUGGCGCUGCACCACACGGCACUAGCGAAAUGGCUGCGCGACUUCCUGCGGACGAAGGGCAGCAUCCGGCCAAACCGGGCGCGGGACAAGCUGCUGCGGCUGUCGGUUAUCCAGUUCCAGGAGCUGUCGACGGACGUGUACGACGAGCUACAGCGGCGGGAGCCGGGGUCCACGGGCGAGGAAAUCCCCGAGGGCGACACGCCGCCGUUCCUGCCGCCGAAACCGAACUUCCACGAGAAGCGCAACCAGGCGCGGCAGAAGCUGUCGACGCUCCCCGCCGAGCGCUUCCGCGACCUCGCCACCGACGUCUUCUACGAGCUCGAGCGGCGAUUCCCCCGCUUCCAGUCCGGCCUGAUCCCGCCCAUCACCUCGCCGACCAAUUCCAUGGAUGGCCGCGGAAUCCCGCCGAUGGGCGGCCGGGGCUCGCCGGGAAUGCCGCCGCGAAUGGGCUCGCCGGGCCCGAUGCGAGCGGGGAGUCCGGGCCCAGGCAUGAUGCGCCCCGGCGGGCCGUACCGGCCUGGCCCCAACGGACCACCGGGCACACCAGGUGGCACGAACGGCUACCGCGGGGCACCGCGCGGCCCGCCGCCGCAAAACGCGCCACCGGGGCCCCCGCGCGGUCUCAUGGGCCCCGACGGUCAGAACUCGUUCGGAAGACCGCUACCGAAAACGUUUCAGAAUAACACUAUCAUCCCGAAUAAGAGCACUAUGGUCGAGGAUGAUGAUGGCGAUGACGACGACGAUAUGGACGCGUUUGGGCUCGAGGAUAAUGGCCACCGCCGCAGCAAUGACCCUGGCAGGAGGGAGAGCGCCAGGAGUAUGGCCAGUAGGUCCGGGCAUGAUGCGGAUAAGAGAGUCAUCGCAGAGUACCAGAGCAAGGUCGAGAUUCUACACGACAAGGUUUCAAGCCUCGAGGCGAGUCUGGAGGAGAAGGAGGAGGAAUUGAAUCUUUUCAGGACCUCGGGCGGCGGCGGCGGCGGCUCAAGGGAUCAGGAUCAUGACCAGCAGCGCGAAUGGGAUAACCUCCGGCACGAACUCGAGGGGAAACUGGCGGAUGCUGAGAAUCUGAAUAAUAAUCUGCGGUCGGAGCUCGAUAGGGUCAAGGCGGAUUCGGCGGCGAGUGAGCAGUCGCUACAGCAGCAUGUGAGGGAUCUGCAGGAAGAAGUUGGACAGCUGAAGAGGAGUGGAGGCGGAGGUGGUGGUGGAGAUGGAGGUUCUGCCGAAUAUCAAGAAUUGCUACGACAACAUGAAGAUCUGAAAAUGGAUUUGAGGGAGCAGGAAGAGGUUACGGAGGAGGUUCGCAAGGAGGCGAUGGAGUUUCUCAAGCAGAUGAAGGACAUUUCCGAACGAGCUGAUGAGUCAUAUGAACGGGAAGAGAGGCUCCACGCGCAAAUCCAAAAGCUUCAGGGCGACGUACAGGAGUGGAAGGCGCGGUACGCGAAGGCAAAGACGACGAUCCGGUCCAUCCGAAGCUCGACCCUCGGACUUCAGGUGCCAACCUCGGGGGGACUGUUCGGGAAGGAGGGAAAUCUGGUCGAUGCCAAUGGCCUCGUCAAGGCUGUGCUCCUCACAAAGUUCCAGAUCUCGAUCGACGAGCUGCUCAAGGUCGCCCGCGGCAUCAACUUCCACCAAUCGUUGGACCAGGUCAAAUCGGUCGUGAUGGCGACUCGCGCGCUAACCAAGGGACUCGAGCGGGACCAGAGCGAGGCCGUUAACCGGGCGAAAUCUCGCAUCUCGGCCACGGCGAACAACCUCACCACCGCGGCCAAGAACCACGCCACCGGCUGCGGACUGUCGCCGGUAUCGCUGCUGGACGCUGCCGCAUCCCAUCUCACCGCGUCUGUCAUCGAGCUGGUCAAGCUGGUGCGCAUCCGCCCCACGAUAGAGGGCGAGUCCGACGAGGAGGAGGAGUUCGUCCCCGAGCCGCCGAACGAGGAUUCUCGCUACGAGGUGCCGGUGGGUGACCAUGAUUCCUCCACUUACCACGUAAACGGCGGCGGCUCCGGUGGCCACCGCAACAGCCACGGCCACGGCAGCAAUGGCGGCAACGUCAACGUCAACGUGCCGGAGCUGGACGUGAGUGGAGCCGAAAACCGGUUAAGUAACGAUUCUUUAUAUAGUCCGCUCAACUCGCCGCGGGGCAGCAGGAACGGACCCAGGAGUAGAGACGGGUCCGCGCUACUGGGCAGUACCAUCGGCACCGAGAGCAGGCAUUGGGGCAGCGCGCCGCCGCCGCAGUUCGCGAGAAGCGAGGUUGAAGAGCUCAGGGUAGGUGCACUCGAUUUUCCUAUGCCCCCAAGCCGGAAUAUGCAGUAUGCUUGAUUGAUUGAUUUGAUUGAUUGGCGCCUUUGUUUUUUGUUUUUUUGUU
Molecule: messenger RNA, 2902 nt
Organism: Tricharina praecox
Lineage: Eukaryota; Fungi; Ascomycota; Pezizomycetes; Pezizales; Pyronemataceae
Exons: 4
Coding region: 199-2856 (885 amino acids)
Cellular component (GO): actomyosin contractile ring; cell cortex of growing cell tip
Molecular function (GO): MAP kinase scaffold activity
Source: RefSeq, a predicted model, not a curated record